Molecule: messenger RNA, 1604 nt
Organism: Pogonomyrmex barbatus (red harvester ant)
Lineage: Eukaryota; Metazoa; Arthropoda; Insecta; Hymenoptera; Formicidae
Gene: Dad
Product: Daughters against dpp
Biological process (GO): regulation of transcription by RNA polymerase II; anatomical structure morphogenesis; SMAD protein signal transduction
Cellular component (GO): heteromeric SMAD protein complex
Molecular function (GO): transcription regulator inhibitor activity; I-SMAD binding
Source: RefSeq, a predicted model, not a curated record
UCUUUCUCUUUCUCGUGUGUGACGAUACGCUCUACGACAUGCACGCCAGCUCGUCGUUCGGAGCCGCACGGAGAGAGCCAAGCCAAGCCGGAGCCAAGCCCCGAGAUGUCCGAGAGCGGGGCCUCGAGAUCGAACGAUGUUUAUUACGGUCGCGAUAAAGCUGUUUUCGGUCGCGCCUCGAGCGUGUUUUCGCGCUCUCGCGCGAGCCUCCGAUCCGAACGAACGGAUCUCUCUUGGAGUCUUCCACGGUCCGCCUCCACGGUCUGAGCGUUUUACCGAUCAUCGGCAAGGAACUGCCGAGCAGGAGAUCGUCUUCGACGGCUGUGCACUAGGUGAGACAGGACAGAGGGAAUGGUGUACUCUGGCGUACUGGGAAUUGGGUGGCCGAGUCGGUCGUCUCUAUCCCGUGGAACCAUCGACGGUGAACGUCUUCGAUUCUCUCCACGACGGCGAUGGUCUUUGCUUGGCAACUUUGGCCGAGAAUCACAAUGCGCCACCUGCGGUCCAGCGUACGCGCAGCAAAAUCGGCCUCGGAUUAACGCUCAGCCAGGAAGCGGACGGUGUCUGGGCGUACAAUCGAUCGGAGAAUCCGAUCUUCGUGAACUCGCCUACCCUGGAUGAUCCGGAAUCGAGGACACUACUAGUUUACCGGGUGCCGUCGGGUUUCUGUCUCAACAUCUUUGACCGCGCCAAAAUCCUGCAGCUUCCAUACGGCGGCAGCGGCGGCGGUCAGGCCGCCGGCUUCACCGCCUCCGGUCCCGUCGACAUAAACUCCGUCCGCAUCAGCUUCGCCAAGGGUUGGGGACCCAAGUACUCGCGGCAGGAAGUUACUUCCUGCCCGUGCUGGCUCGAGAUACUCUUAGCGCCGUGCAGGUGAUCAUCCCCAAGGCUGGCCGGGCUGAAGGAUAUCGUCAAGCCUCGUCCUCAAUUCGCGCCUCUUCCUCUUCCUCAUCGUCGUCAUCGCCGUUGUUGUUUUCGGAGAGGAUCGGUGAUAAUGAUGCAGCGACCGUGGCCUUUAGCUCCGUCCUAACGAGAGCUGUGUUAAUAAUAAAUAAAUGAAAGGAACACGUGUGUGUGUGUGUGCCGGGGGCGAUCCUCAGAGGCACGCGUGCCCGGGAUCGCCCCAACAAACCCCAGCAGUCUUACCAAAGUACACGCCGUAAAAAACAAAGUAAUACGUUUACGGGACAAUGUCGCGUUCCGUUUCGUCAGUAGAACGAAAGAUCGGAAUGAACAGAGAUCGUUCGCGAGCGUAUUCAUCGAGCGCGCACGAACGGAGAGAUUCACAUCGAGAUUAACACAAGUGGUACUUAGAAUUUUUGCGAGCAUGCAUGUUUGAUUUGUGUAAUUCUCUUUCUUUUUCUUUAUUUUAUUUUUUUCAUUGUUUAGACGUCGAUGCUAUUUUCGAGAUUCGUGUGGGAGAAUUUUCGAUAAAGGAAGCGAAGAGAAUCUUGGAGCUUCCGAUAGGUCUAGUCACUUGUGUUUAUUGUCUUCGCGCGUCGACUCGCGAAUUUCGCGGAUGCGUGGAUUCUGAAUUCAGGGCAUGGCAGGGAAAAUUUUUAGCUUUAUAAAAAUGUAACACAAAGCGAAGAAUAAUAACAUCG